Messenger RNA from Toxorhynchites rutilus septentrionalis, 1714 nucleotides. RefSeq names its product exosome complex component CSL4 (gene Csl4). Lineage: Eukaryota; Metazoa; Arthropoda; Insecta; Diptera; Culicidae. Gene Ontology annotation, biological process: RNA processing. The record is from RefSeq and is a predicted model, not a curated record. Gene Ontology annotation, cellular component: nuclear exosome (RNase complex); cytoplasm. Bases 97 to 732 code for a protein of 211 amino acids. The transcript has 4 exons. Gene Ontology annotation, molecular function: RNA binding.
UUUCUUGUGGAUUUUCGUUCUGUCAAGUGUAGAGAUAAACACAAAAUUCACCGGUUGUACGAUUUCAUUUAAAUAUUUUUUAUUUACCAUUCAACAAUGGUAAAAAUGACCAACAACGUUACCUCCGGAAAGUCCUGCUUAUGCGUUCCCGGCCAGCGCUUGUGUGCCGUGACCGAAUACACUGUUGGUGGAGAAGGAACGUACGAGAAAUUAGGUUAUUUACAUGCGAGUUUAUCUGGCGUUGUAAAAAUACGGAUGCGACAUAAGAACAAUUAUAUAUCUGUGGCUUCCUUCGGAAGUAAAACUGUUGUUCCUGUUGUCGGAGAUAUAGUCACAGCCAAGAUUACUGUGAUCAAUCAAAGAUUCGCUAAAUGUGUAAUAAUUUCUAUUGGCAAAACGUGUCUCAACAGACCCUAUAGAGGAAUACUACGGCGGGAAGAUGUUCGAGCUACUGAGAAAGAUCGCGUAGAAAUGUACAAGUGCUACCGACCGGGUGAUAUUAUUUUAGCUAGAGUGUUACCACAAGUUGAGUUAAAUACAUAUCAUUUGACCACUGCGGAAAAUGAACUGGGUGUAGCAGUGGCGAUGUCUACUAGAACCGUUAAACCAACCCCAAUGGUACCCGUGGGAUGGACGGAAAUGCAAUGUCCAGACACACUUGUGAAAGAACCACGAAAGGUGGCGAAAAUAGUCCCCGAAACUGCACCGCCAAAUUACGAUGGCAAAAUUUAAAAGGAAAUGAACUGCUGACGAUGGAAUACUGAAAUGACGAUUGAAGUAUGAUAUACUAGAGCAUAAGAAGAAUGCAGUUUCACGAAAUUGAUUUCAUAUGGCAUUAAAUUUUCUUGUCUAUCCCGAAUCGAAGUUGAAAAGGUAGCUGAAGGAAUCGUUUGCAUGCAUACAUUUUUUGAGGAGGUCCAAAAUCGUUAUCACUUUAAGGGAGGACCCCUGUCUGGAAGGUCGAAAAAUUAGAAAUUUUUGUUAUUUUUUUUUUAAUUUUAGGAAUAAAGUGAAGUGUUUGGGUAUUAUCACUAUAACGGGAAAAUCUGUUUGUAUGGCAUUCCUGGAUGUACUUUUUCCGAAAGUGAUACAGCCAGAGAUACCAAGUUUAAAGACAUGUCAUCAUUUUGAAGACAUUUAAUUUACUGUGAGGAUUUGAUUUUGUGAAGACAUAUUGAAGAUAUUAGAAAUUAUGUGAAGACAUUUCAAUAUGAUAGUGUAUGUGAAUUUUUAGGAAAUAUUAUUUUCAUAAAAUUGGCCCAUAAAAAAACUUUUGUUUAGUGUCAUCCGCUCACAUUUUAUCAGUGUCACUUGUUAAUUUUUGUCCUUAGUAAUAAAUCGAGACUUUUAUCUCGGUGUUAUUCACUCGCUUGUUUUUCACGACCACUUCAAAAUCGAAGGUUUUCUGUUUGCAUACCGUUACAUAUCAUAUAGCCAAAACUUCAAAGCUGAAAUAAACGAAUUGAGUUAUUUAUAAAAAAUGACAAAUGAGAGUUAUCCAUUCUAUUUUUUGGCAUUUAAAUAUAUCUAGCCCACCUUCAUAGAAUAUCUAUCUCUUCUUUUCUAAACUCUUGAACAGGGUUGCCAACUAUAUUUUGAAAAAAAUCAGGAAGAAUGAAAAUAAAAAUCAGGAUAAAUCAAGAUAGCUCAUAUUGGGUUGUCCGAAAAGUUAAUGUCAGUUUUUGGGGAAAUAAAAACAUAAUUUUCAAUCGAA